Cucurbitaria berberidis CBS 394.84 is the source of this 1083-nucleotide messenger RNA. RefSeq lists its product as uncharacterized. Gene Ontology annotation, molecular function: protein binding. The coding region runs from base 1 to 1083 and encodes 360 amino acids. The transcript is spliced from 3 exons. NCBI's taxonomy places the organism in Eukaryota, Fungi, Ascomycota, Dothideomycetes, Pleosporales, Cucurbitariaceae. The record is from RefSeq and is a predicted model, not a curated record.
AUGGCGCCGACCACUCGGUCCAGCACGAAACGCUCCGCCAGCGAUACAGCAAAUUCCAACCCAUCCGAUAACAAAGGAGGAGGCCAGGCUAAGAAGGCUCGAAGUGUCCCUGCUUCCGUUGCAGCAGGCAAGGUCACCAACACGCGUUGCCGUCUCCUUGAGUUACCUGCAGAGAUCCGCAAUCGUAUCUACAACUUCGCUGAAAAGGAUUACGGUGUCGAAGAUUUUGCGCCACUUCUCCGCCCUCUUAAACCAGUCGCGCCGCGUAACGCUUGGUUCCGCAGUUUCAUCGGUCUCGCGCAGACAUGUAAGCAACUUCGUGCCGAGUAUCGUCCGCUCUUCCUUCGCGCCCUCCAAGUCCGUAUUCGUCUUGGGCAACUGGACGACUUCUUCGCCACAUUCUACCCCAACACUCCUGAAGACUAUCAGCAUGCACCCACACGGUUCCAGAUCUCUUGGAAUGUUGGCAAGGACGGCAAGUCGGGGGUGAUGUACGAUAUCACGCGCCUACUCCAGCUGCAAGCGUUCAGCUCGACGUUCAACGUGGACUUUGUUCCUCAUCAGGUUGCGCAAGGACUUUGGCCUGGAAACAGAAUUUCCCGAGCACACGUAUACGACUCCGACGAAGACGUGUUCCUUAACGAGACCGAGGAAUGUACCUGUGACAUGUAUCACGAUUUCGACCUGAGGGACUGGAUGAUCACCAUGGACGACGAGGUACACGCCCACGUCCACCAUCUUCAAGAGUUCAUCCUCAACAACAACGAGGCAUGGCUCAAGGAUCUUCGUCAGCACAAAAUGAGUAUUCAAUGCUUCUUCAACGACGAUACUUACCAGUGGACAAUCGACAUCAGCCUCAACGGACCCAUCGAGGAAGUAAUGCUUGAUGGAGUGGUUGCACCUUCGCACGUCUGGAGAUACCUCAAAGUGCGCGGCAUGUUACAGAACUCUCGACUUGGCGAGAAGCUUGACAUGGACUUCAUUGUCAAGUACGAGGAGGCGUUGACUGUCAGGAUGGGCGAUUCGCGUGAGGUCACUACCUCAGUGAUGAAAAAGGUUCACAUUAGGUCGACUAAGAAGUAA